Messenger RNA from Penicillium mononematosum, 717 nucleotides. Its product is annotated as putative flavoprotein. Gene Ontology annotation, molecular function: FMN binding; phosphopantothenoylcysteine decarboxylase activity. The transcript has 2 exons. The coding region runs from base 1 to 717 and encodes 238 amino acids. Gene Ontology annotation, cellular component: phosphopantothenoylcysteine decarboxylase complex. The record is from RefSeq and is a predicted model, not a curated record. Gene Ontology annotation, biological process: coenzyme A biosynthetic process. Lineage: Eukaryota; Fungi; Ascomycota; Eurotiomycetes; Eurotiales; Aspergillaceae.
AUGGAUUCUCAAGUAUCGUCUACGCCGUUUAUUGCGGAGCAGUAUACAAAUGACAAGAAGACUCAUGUGCUACUUGCGGCCGCUACCAUUAACCUGCGCAACAUUGCAGAGGCACUAUGUCGUAAUAAAAACAUAUCAGUCCGCAUCUUAGUCACCGAGCCUGCGGAAAAGUUCCUCGCUGGACAGAGCUUGGAGCAGCCGGUUCUCGGCACUCUGCUUCAAAUAGAUGGUGUGGACGCUAUCUACCGGGACGAAGAUGAAUGGUCCCCAUCGUGGAUUCGCGGAGGACCAGUCCUGCAUAUUGAACUGCGCAAGUGGGCGCAUAUUCUACUGGUUGCCCCAAUGUCUGCAAAUACCAUGGCGAAAAUGGCUAACGGGAUCGCCGACAACCUGCUUCUCUCGGUCGUCAGGGCCUGGGAUACGACUGGAGUAGUGGAUAUGGGCUUCAAGACCCAGAAACCUAUGAUCUUUGCAGCGUUGGAUAUGGACCCCUGUACGUACAGGCAUCCAGUGACCGAGAAACAGCUUAACGUUCUACGCGAUCAGUGGGGAUGGAGUGAAUCAAACCCAGAAGGCUGGGUGACUGUGCUUCCUCCCAUAGAGAAGAACUUGGCUUAUGGAGAUGUCGGUGCUGGGAGUGCUGGGAGUAUGAUGGACUGGAGAGAUAUCGUCACUGUCGUCCAAAACUACGUGGCGGGAUCGGCGCAGAAGUCGUGA